UCAUGGCCCACCCUCAGUCCCGCACGCCCCCGUCGCGCUAUAGCGAGAGCGACGGCGCCACCGUCGUUAACGACCAUGUCUACCUCCGCCCCAGCCCGGCUGCGGGCGGCAGCAAGCCCCUCACCGUCUUCAAGGACGCACCCAAGGCGCCGCCCGUGCCGCUUGAGAACGCGGACUCGCUUCCCUUCGUCGACGAGAAGGCCUACCUCGACAUCAAGCGCCCUCUCCUCGUUCCUAUCGGCACCGGCGGCGUCCUCGAGGCUCUCCAGGAGCUCAACGCGGAGCUCAUUGCCUCCAACCACCCAGCACUCAUUUCCGACAAGCGCCCGCACCAAUACAUUGGCCGCGAGGUCAACCCGGGCAGCUUUGGCCUGUACGAGUUCGCGUCGGGCCCCAAGCUCCUCCUCAAGGCGGGCCGUUACCCCGGGCUCCCGCUCUCCAACUGGGUCGGCUGCGACUGGCGCGGCACAUACGACCUCGCGACCAACUUCCCGCCCAUGUCCAGCAAAGCGAACGGCGUGCUCGUUCCCGACGAAGACCUGCAGCGUCUGGGCCUGACAAUCGUCCAGGUCGCACAGAACCAGGCCGCGGUCUGCCUUGACCCCCAGAUGCGCGUGUUCGUCGUCAGCGACCGCGGCUUUGUUGCUAUGGCUACGAGCGGCGCGUACAAGGUCCUCGGCCUCGUCGACAAGACCCAUCUCAGCGAUCCCGUGGUCGACCGCCACUCGAAGCAGAUUCUCGGACACACGCAGAGCGUGCGCCUUCCCAACCAGGCAUAUGUCGCCGCCACCUUCCUUGAUAUCCCGGCUAACGGAUGCGCUGUGCUUCAGCGCAAUAAUUCAUUGCACCAGCUCGGUGCAGGCCAGCACUACCUCACCGCGGCGGGUGUGUCGCUCCGCGGCUUCUUCACCAUGGGCGAGGUCCAGAUCGAGCUUGAGUGCGACAACAUUUACACCCGCGACCAGGUGCCGGUCUGGCUGCGCCUGUAUAUCCGGUACGAGCUGCAGCACCCGCUGCAGCUCGCGCGGCACGGGUAUCCGACGCCGUUCGAUGCGCUGCAGGACAAGGCGCGCAGUAUCCUCACGCAGAUCGUCGCGCACCUCGACUACAGCACGAUGGCGCGCACGCGCAACGCCGCGCCCGAGCUGCACGAAGUGGACGACGACGUGGGCGCCGUCUUCGUGAGUGCUGUGCGCACGCAGGCGAUCGACGACCUCAAAGUCGUCGCGAGCGAGUACGGCAUCAAGCUCGAGGACUUGGCGAUCAUCGACCGCAAGUUCAAGGGCGAGAUUGCGGCCAAGCUCGACUCGUUGACAACGCGCGCCCUCGAAGCGCAGGUCGAAAGCGCGAAUCUCGACCGCGAAAACGCCAACCGCAAGCUCAAGCAGCUGGGCGAGGCGCGCGUCCUCGAGCUCCAGAACGAGAUGAAGCGCGCGACCGUCGAGACGGAGAACUUGAACGCAAUCGCGCGCGCGCGCGCCAAAGCCGAGAGCUUGACGAUCGAGGCCGAGGCCGAAGCCACCGCCAUCAAGCUGCGCGCUGAAGCUCAGGCCGAGGCCACGCGCAUCCAGGCGAGCGUGGACGCGCAGAUCCGCGACGACUUUGCGCGCGACCUCGCACAGGGUCGUCUCGAGGUCGAGCGCACGCGCGCGUACGGCAACGGCACGGUCUUCGCGCCCAUGGACGCGCUCCGCUCCUCAGGCAUGGUCGGCAUGGGCAUGUUUGGCCCCCGGCCCAAGCCGCCCCCCGCUGUUCCCGCCGGCAGCCCCGCGCCCACCGCCGCGCCCGUGCCGCGCAAGUAGGCCUCUACGUGAUCGCGAUCUUGAUAGCCAGAAAUCCGAGUACUGUAAGAUCAAUAGGUCGAAACUGUCGCCGCCUCGCAAUGUAAUUGUGCGUCCUG
Molecule: messenger RNA, 1900 nt
Organism: Cutaneotrichosporon oleaginosum
Lineage: Eukaryota; Fungi; Basidiomycota; Tremellomycetes; Trichosporonales; Trichosporonaceae
Source: RefSeq, a predicted model, not a curated record